AUGGACCCUUCGCUUAUUCCACCGCCGCUGGAUGGAUACGUCCUCGAUGACGCGGAGGAGUGGGAGUACUUUGGGGAAGGAGCCGCAAACGUGCUCUACCGCUAUAUCGGAGCCGAUCCUUUUUUCGUGCGUACUGUACACCCUCAUCUGGUGGAAAACGCGGCUGACCAAAGUGGCCAUAGCGGCCCUAUCUCCUCCGUCUACGAAAGCGUCUCCCCGGUGCGCCCACGACUCAGCAAUUGCAUGCCUACCUGCACUCUCGCUGGGGCCCCCUGCUGGACAACUACCUCUUAAAAACAGAGAUCGUCAAACUGGGCAUUAACAUAAUCCCCGACCUGAACAGUAUGCUCGCCAUGAGUGAUGCGGAGGAGGCAACAGACUGGUCCGGCCGUCCGAUCAGGCCGCCGAAGAAACGGCGAUUGCUGGACGAUACCGAGUCGUGGGGAUUAGUCGUGGAGGACAUGAGCUGCGGCAACUACUUGUACAGCGAGAUGGAGAUGCGGCCGGAGCCUACGCAGGAGGAGGAGGAGAUGGAUGACGCGCAGGAUGAGGGAAGCGAUGAGUGGAAGGACAUGGCCAUGAUCGAGUUUAAGCCGAAAUGGCUCGCCCAGUCGCCGAAUGCCCCAGUGAAUUGGGUGCUCUGUCGCACGUGCGCUGUGAGACAUAUGCAGUCCGCCAAGGAGCAAACCAAGGGCUUGCUCGGCGUGCCGGGGGAGGAAGUCGACUUGGAAGAGGAAGUGCGGGACUUUUGUCCGCUAGAUUUAUCCUCCGGUGACCCGGCACGCAUCGAGAGAGCCACUUUCGCAAUUCUAAAUAUGGAGAACUCGGUCAUGAUAGCUGAUCCAACGUCCCCAUCCGAUGACGAAGGCGAUAGCGAUAGCCCAGCCCCACCAACCCUGAACCAGAAACUCGCAAAGUGUCUAGAAAGCUCACUCGUCACGCUCUUGACAAACUUCCUCGGAAAAUCCCCAAUUAUUCCCCUUCUCACAACCUUACAAUCUCGCUUCGGGUCCCGCGGUGUAUUCACGUCUGCCACCUUAGCCCUGAUGGGCGAGAAGGACAUCCUCCCGUCGGAAGACGAGAUACGUAGAGCGUGCCUGGCCACCGGCGAGAAGUACGAACCGGCCCUCUCGGAUGAGGACGACAUCUGGACUGCAAUGACGCUCCGCGACUGUAGCCUCUUCUUGAAAGUCUGGGUGCGCAAGCGCCGGGGAAAGGGUAUGGAAGCGAAGAUCGAUGCCAAAGUCGGCGACCUGGAUCUUAAAGGCGGGGAGGGUGGGCGGGCGGUAUACUGGCGGGAUGUUGAGAGGAGAUUGAGGAUGGGCGGGUGGUAUAGCGGGAAAGGGAGCACGAGGAAUUGUAGAACUGGGCAGGAGGAGUGA
Messenger RNA from Tuber aestivum (summer truffle), 1382 nucleotides. The record is from the annotation of a GenBank genome assembly. NCBI's taxonomy places the organism in Eukaryota, Fungi, Ascomycota, Pezizomycetes, Pezizales, Tuberaceae.